AUGGCAACAGCGGCGUUGGCGAAGUUUAUCAUACAAGUCAGUCCUCAGAUCACUCAUCUGCAGCUGCAGGUGCACGGACUAUCGACGAUCCUGUUCGCUCUCACGACUGCUGCGUCUGCGGCUCAACAGGCAACGGCAUCAUCGUUGACGAGGACGUACACUGUCACGGGGCGUGGUCGUGGUGGGGCGACGGCAGCAGCUACGUUUCCGAUGGCGGUCAAUUCGACGCUCCUCAAUGCCGUGUCGCUGCCUCUGCUUCAGGAACUGUACAUCCAGCCGAAGCGCGACAUGUACGGCCAAAUGUUACAUUGUCAGAUCAACCCGCCUCAUAUCCAGUGGCUUCAGAUCCCGUUCUCAUCACCCCGUUUGGUAUCUGUCACGCUCGGAUAUUUCGAUAUCCUGAAGGAUGAUUGGACGGUGCUGUUGCAGAGUCUUCGGUUUGACAUUAUUGAGAAGCUGGUGCUUGAGGGUACGAAUAUCUCGGAUGGACAAGUUAGGCAGCUGAUCGAGUUGUUGUCGAGAGCCGUGGUGGGUUUCGGUUGGGGAGGACCUAGGACUGUGGCAUUGAAGGUGCUCAAGGUUGAAGGGUCGUUGAUCACCGACCCGGUGCUGAGCGGCAUCAAGGCGCAGGUGAACGCGCUUCUGCCGGAUUGUGAAGUGUUUAUCUGA
Gamsiella multidivaricata is the source of this 669-nucleotide messenger RNA. RefSeq lists its product as uncharacterized. Lineage: Eukaryota; Fungi; Mortierellomycota; Mortierellomycetes; Mortierellales; Mortierellaceae. The transcript has a single exon. Bases 1 to 669 code for a protein of 222 amino acids. The record is from RefSeq and is a predicted model, not a curated record.